Lolium rigidum is the source of this 1999-nucleotide messenger RNA. RefSeq names its product transcription initiation factor IIF subunit alpha-like. Gene Ontology annotation, cellular component: nucleus; transcription factor TFIIF complex. The coding region runs from base 85 to 1686 and encodes 533 amino acids. The record is from RefSeq and is a predicted model, not a curated record. Gene Ontology annotation, biological process: transcription initiation at RNA polymerase II promoter; positive regulation of transcription elongation by RNA polymerase II. Lineage: Eukaryota; Viridiplantae; Streptophyta; Magnoliopsida; Poales; Poaceae. Gene Ontology annotation, molecular function: TFIIF-class transcription factor complex binding; RNA polymerase II general transcription initiation factor activity; DNA binding. The transcript is spliced from 9 exons.
ACCACUGAUCCCCACCAUUCCGUCCUUCGCCGGGACCUUAACCCACCGUCUGUGCCCCGCCGCCGACCGCUCCUCCCCGCCGCGAUGGGGAGCGUAGACCUGGUGCUGAAGCCCGCGUGCGAGGGCUGCGGCUCCCCAUCGGACCUCUACGGCACCGGGUGCAAGCACACCACGCUCUGCAGCUCAUGCGGCAAGAAAAUGGCGCUCUCCCGCGCUCGAUGCCUCGUCUGCUCCGCUCCCAUCACCAACCUAAUCCGGGAAUACAAUGUACGGGCAAAUGCUACCACAGAUAAGUCAUUCUCUAUUGGAAGAUUUGUCACUGGUUUACCACCUUUCUCAAAGAAAAAGAAUGCUGAGAACAAAUGGUCUCUUCAUAAAGAAGGCCUACAAGGGCGACAGCUUACUGAUAAAAUGCUGGAGAAAUACAACAGGAAGCCAUGGAUUUUGGAAGAUGAAACUGGUCAGUAUCAGUUUCAAGGUCAUAUGGAGGGAUCACAGUCAGCAACAGCUACGUACUAUUUAUUGAUGUUGCAUGGCAAGGAAUUCCAUGCAUUUCCUGCUGGCAACUGGUAUAACUUCAGUAAAGUUGCACAGUACAAACAACUGACUCUGGAAGAGGCUGAGGAGAAGAUGAAUAAGAGAAAGACUAGUGCAACUGGUUAUGAACGUUGGAUGAUGAAGGCAGCUACGAAUGGCCCAGCUGCCUUCGGUUCUGAUAUGAAAAAGCUUGAGCCUACUAAUGAUGGAGAAAAAGAAGGUGCUCGUCCUAAGAAGGGAAAAGACAAUGAGGACGGUAAUAAUUCUGAUAAAGGUGAGGAGAAUGAAGAAGAGGAAGCUGCUCGCAAAGAUAGGCUUGGGCUCUCUAAGAGGGGCAUGGAUGACGACGAGGAAGGUGGAAAAGAUUUAGAUUUUGAUUUGGAUGAUGACAUUGAGAAAGGGGAUGACUGGGAGCAUGAAGAAACAUUCACUGAUGAUGAUGAGGCUGUGGAUAUCGACCCAGAGGAGCGGGCAGAUUUAGCUCCUGAGAUUCCUGCUCCACCUGAAAUUAAGCAGGAUGAUGAUGACAAUGAAGAAGAAGAAGGUGGUUUGAGCAAGUCAGGAAAGGAAUUAAAGAAGUUGCUUGGGCGUGCUUCUGGACAAAAUGAGUCAGACGCCGAUGAGGAUGAUGAAGACGAUGAUGACGAUGAGUCAUCCCCAGUGCUUGCUCCUAAGCAGAAGGAUCAACCGAAAGAUGAACCUGUUGACAACAGCCCAGCUAAACCCACACCUUCAUCAGGACAUGCCCGUAGCACGCCUCCUGCAUCAAAAUCCAAACAAAAGAGGAAAUCGGGUGGUGAUGAUGCAAAAACAUCUGGCGGUACAGCUUCAAAGAAAGUAAAGGUGGAAUCUGACACCAAACCAUCAGGCAUCAAGGAGGAGGCACCAUCUUCCUCGAAACCUACAUCAAAGGCCACGGCUUCCUCAAAAACUGCCAGUGCCAAUGUAUCUCCUGUGACAGAGGAUGAGAUCAGGACUGUUCUUCUUGCAGUGGCCCCAGUCACUACACAAGAUUUAGUAUCCAGAUUUAAGUCUAGACUACGAGGUCCAGAGGACAAGAAUGCAUUUGCUGAAAUUCUGAAGAAAAUUUCGAAGAUACAGAAAACGAAUGGCCACAACUAUGUCGUCCUUAGAGAGGAUAAGAAAUGAAGAGCUCAACAAACUCAAGUUGAAUUCCUUCAUUAAGAACCUUCCUCGGUUCUGUAUGAACAUAAUAUCUUUGUACUGCAUUGAAUGAAUCUGGUCUUCGGACUUGAGUAUGCUGAACUUUUUAUUGUAGCUUGCUUAUAGAAAUCAAAUAAUGAUACAGUAGUUUAGUAUGUUGUGAUCUUCUGGUAGAGUUCUUUUGUAUUUGGUCCGUGGCUGUAAUCAUCUGACUGUGGCCUGAUGAUCCAUAGGCGAGCACGCUCAAAUGAUUGGUUAGAAAUAACAUUAUACUGCCUGAUCGCAGCUGCACACAUGA